AUGACUACCAGCGAUGAAUUCUGCCGCGAUCAUUACGAGCAUCCGUUGAUGUGGUGCGAUGAGAAAAAGCGGCUGGUGGAACGCAAGAACGCAGAGGAGAGUAUGCGUAUGUGGCGACGACGCAAAGCAGAGGAAGUGGCGCGCAAGGAAAAGGAUAAGGCUGAGUACUACGAACUCUUUGUUAAGCAUUAUCCAUGGGGUCGUCCUGGCGGUGGUGCGCCUAAUUUGGAUAUCAGACGCAAGGAUAUCACAGCCGUUGGCCUGCAUUCGACGCCCACAAUUAGCACAAUGCAUCGACUGAACUCAUGGCAACCCUGUCGCUACAACGACUACUUUUCACAACGUAAAAAGUGCCACGACCCUGCCACCUGCUACCAUCAUCAUUUGCAUCAUCACAUCCCACCGUUGCCGCCGCCACCACCACCACCUCACGUCACCACCCAUACACAUACAGUACAAACCACUACCGAAGCCUGUCAUCCAGCUGCAGGCAGCGUGCUGACCGUUUGCGAGCGUAGCGCUGGCGAUGUUGGCGUUGGCGCAAAAGUUGGUGCCACCAACACCAAAGUGACCGACAGCAGUGGUGGCAUUGGUGUUGGCCUUGGCGCCACGAAAAAUGGUGAGACUCUGCAUAUAACGCUCAAAGAUCACCCUUCAAUGUCGUUUCGCAAUAAAGGACAUCUCGACAUUGAGGUGCGCUACAAGCAGGGUGCCGGCGCUGGUGUUAAGGUGAAGCCAUUGCUUGAAAAGAUUGUGGUGUCCGAUAGCGAUAAGUGUCCGUUGGUGCAAGGCAUACAAGCAGAGCCGGUGGUGAGGGGAUCGCCGCGUAAGAAGAAACUCGUUGCCAAGCUGGAAAAGCCGCCAAGCAAGGAUCCUUGGGGUAGAGCAGGUCCGGGUGGUAAGCCGUGGCGCAGUCCGAAGGCAGUCGGUAGUACCUUCAUGAAGUCCCUGGGUUGGACCAACAAGGAGAUGCUCAAAGAUCUCGACCAGGAUAAUCCCGUCACACCGGCCGAGAAGCCGACAUUCCGCAAAGUGCGUACCAAUAAGAAAGUGCAACGCUGCUGUGAACUCUGCAUUUGCAGCUGUCCGGGCAUGGUUACCAAUAAGGGAUGCGGCGGUGGUGUUGCCGGUGGCAUCAUUCCUUUGUCGACACAAAAGAAACCACAUCAAAGCUUACCCAACAAAGGCCAAAGCAACACAACAACAGCUGCCGACUUAAAGAAAAAAUACUGCCCCCGAUUCGUCCGCCACUGUGGGCCGCCCACCAUGGACAAUAACAUUUCGAACAAUACCGAGACCAGUGCCAAUGCGGGUGGUGACGGUGUUGAACUGGUGCCAUUGUUGGCACGGCGACGCGCCAAUGCCCGCCCAGUCAGCCUGUCCAGCACGGAUGUGACAAAGCGCACUGCCUCCAAAGAUAGGUACGCAUGCAACCUGAUUAAUCGUAGCAAAUAUCUGCAGCAUUUACAACAAUUGCACUGCAACAAUAGCAAUAGAAAUAGCAAUAACAUCAAUAUCAACAACAAUAUGAACAACAGCAAUAGCAACAGCAUUAGCAAAUGUAAGAACAAACGCAUCAUCGCUAACAAAAUUUGUAAUUUUAGCAAUGCCAUCAGCUGCAAUAGCAAUAACAACAACAGCAAUGAGAAUAGUGGCAGCAGCACUUCAUGUUGCUUAAAGAAAUUCACUUUGCAUAUUCGCUAA
Molecule: messenger RNA, 1704 nt
Organism: Anastrepha obliqua
Lineage: Eukaryota; Metazoa; Arthropoda; Insecta; Diptera; Tephritidae
Exons: 5
Coding region: 1-1704 (567 amino acids)
Source: RefSeq, a predicted model, not a curated record